This is a messenger RNA of Mycena citricolor, 2137 nucleotides long. The record is from the annotation of a GenBank genome assembly. Lineage: Eukaryota; Fungi; Basidiomycota; Agaricomycetes; Agaricales; Mycenaceae.
UGAAGCGGUCAUGCGCAUCAACCUUUCUUGAGACCGAGCAAACCCGCAAGUGUGGACCCAUCUAUCCCUCAAAGCAUCACUCGGAAGCGCGAGCACUGUCUAAAGCAGAUACUCCUCUGGUAGGUAAAGCUCAUGUGAUGCAGGGAAGGCAAACCACUCGCAGUGGGAAAUCUCCGUCGGCUAGUAGCAGCAUCUUCAUCAGCCUAAGACUUUGGUGGGCAGAGUCCGCGGUUACUCAUCGGAAUUUCCAGCCCAUGACCAUCCGAGUUGAACGUCCAUCAACUGCGAUUCGAAACAUUUCGCAACAAAAUUCGGGGCGUAACAACAUUCUAAUGCAAAUAUAGGCAGCUAUGUCCUGUUAUUGAGUCCGGCGGAUUCUUGAUCUCGCGUGUCCAGUGCGAACUGGGGUUACUGGAUUUGCUACGGUCAACACAGGCCGCUGAUGUUCAGUGCUAAAAUCACAUUCCUCACACAGUUCGGUCAUUUGCUGCUGGUGAAAAUCCCUGUCUACGUUGGAUCUUGGACCUCAGGAUAUGGAUGGGACACCUCCAACGACGCAAGGGGAACUCCGUGUGUACAUGGAAAUUAGGCAUCUUCAAUCGCCAUGGAGCUCGCCAAGGCGGAGUUCAAGCACGUUAUUUUAUUGUUGACGAGAGACACGCUUUUGUAUUUAAGCCUCAGAGUAUCGCUGGGGGAGUUCAGCAGCCUCCCUCCUUUCCACACAACUCUUCCCACUCCAUUGAAUCAUGUUGUCCUUCACUUUCGUUCUCUGCGCGGUCGUCGGUGCCAACGCUGCUGCGAUUUCAUCGUCUCUCGUCGACGUUGUACCCACGAAUACGCCUGUCGGAACUACCACGGCUGACACGAUCACAAGCAGCACGGUGCCUAUCAUCUCGAGUGACUUCGUCUUCCCUGUUGCUCCCACGACUCAGAUUUCUUCGUCGUUCAUUGACGUUGGGCCCGAGACCACUCUCGUCGGAAUCACUACGGCUGGCGCGGUCACGAGCAGCACGGUACCCAUCAUCUCGACCGAUUUCGUCUUCCUUACCACUGGUGUCUCCACGUCCUUCAUCGACGUUGGGACUGCGGAAACUCCGGUCGGAACCGCUACAGCUGCAGCGAUCACCAGCAGCACGGUGCCCAUCGUCUCGAGCGAACUCGCCCUCCCCACGACUGGUAUCUCCUCGUCCUUCAUCCAUGUUGGGCCUGCGCAGACGCUUGUUGGGGCGACGACCGAGGCGACGAUCACGAGCAGCACGGUGCCUUUCCAGUCGACUGAGACCGUCUUCCCCACCGCCGCUCCGUCGGUCACUGGGGGCUUCGCGGUGUCGGGUGUUUACACGACGUGCAUCGCGGUCACUUUCGAUGGCUCGGCGACCGCGCCGAUCCCGAGCUCCAGCGUUGAAAUCUCCGAGACUGUGGUUGAGUCGCCUGUGCCUGCUCCCACGAACGUCGUGAAGCGUGCGAUUACUUCCUCUGUGGUUUCUUCUCCCGCUGGGACUUCCUCUCCGACCACCGUGGCGACCACUUUCUCCACACCGACCACCGUGGCCACCACUUUCUCCGCACCGUCUAAUUCGGCCGUGGUCGGGACCCCGGUCGUUUUCACCACUUGUCUCGUCUUCCUUCCCACUGCGUCUGCCACCAUCAGCAGCACAGCAGCUGGUACCGCCGCAGUGCACACCUCGACCUCCGUCGUUGGUGCCUGAUUGCUGACUUCGUCUCUAAACGGGGAGCCCAAGAAAUAUUGGAUACCUGCAUCGGACCUUUGACACAUUUACUUACUUGCUCUUGGACUAUUCAAUCCGUCUUUAUAUUCAAUCCGUCUCUAUAUGGACUCUAAUUUCAUUUCUCCCGUACAUCUACCCUGCUUGCAGAGCUUUAGCCGUGGCUACUUUCGAAGAGCCUUACACAUCAACUAGAUUCUUCAUGCGAACUUCUACAUUUUAAACUUUUCUGCUGCAGCUUCGCGGGCAUUUCGGAUUGAAGGGUCGGUCAAAGAUAUUUGCUGAUGAUAAGUGACCCAGCGGAGCAUCUGUUGGCCAUAGAUUCUGGUGAUCUGAUAGCACACAGCUUCGGUUCGUAGUCUUCUAGGGAUGGGGAAUAGCGGUCUGGAAAGGAUGAGGGCAUAAAUUCG